Molecule: messenger RNA, 2574 nt
Organism: Penicillium cataractarum
Lineage: Eukaryota; Fungi; Ascomycota; Eurotiomycetes; Eurotiales; Aspergillaceae
Exons: 5
Coding region: 1-2574 (857 amino acids)
Cellular component (GO): fungal-type vacuole membrane
Source: RefSeq, a predicted model, not a curated record
AUGGCUGAUGAGGAGAGCCGGCCGCUGCUGGACGAGCAAGCCAGGUCCUCUUCUCCUGGCCCGUCCUUGGGUACCGCCACUCGUCCCGACCAGCCUCGCCGAUCAUUUGAACUAUCAUCUGAAUCAACACCGUUACUUCAUCGUCGCAACGACGACAUUACUACAUAUGGAACUGAACGAAGAUUAUCCGAGUCGGAGUUGGCCGAUCAUGAUACCCCCAAGAAACAGAGCCGAGUGAGGUGGCCAACUGUGAUAUCCCUCGUGGUGCUAACCACCACUGUCUUGGGGAUCCUGGUCUUUGCCUUUGCUGCACCGGCAAUAGUCAAAGAAUAUGCUCAAGAAGCAGCAGUAUUCAAACCAAUCUCACUUUCGAUCGAUUCCACGACGGAAGAUGGCGUGCGAGCUCGAGUACAAGGCGACUUCGUCAUGGAUGCCCGUCGUGUGAAGACCAAGUCGAUGCGUGACUUUGGGCGCUUCAUGACCUGGAUAGCCCGAGAGGUUGAGACGGGAGAAUCAGACGUCGAGGUGUAUCUACCGGAGUAUGGAAAUAUCCUGGUGGGAAAUGCGCAUUUGCCAUCUAUUAAAGUCAACAUUCGCAAUGGGCAUCAAACCCAUGUUGAUUUUCUGACCAACUUGACCGCGGGAGACAUCAAGGGUCUGCAUUCAAUUGCUAGAGAUUGGAUAGAAGGAAGGUUAGCACGCCUGAGUGUGCGAGGCAAGGCAACCCUGCAUUUGAAAUCAGGCAUCCUAGCCCUUGGUACUCAGACAUUGACGGAUACCGUCACAUUUGAAGAAAAUAAUUUCCCUGCUCUUCCCAAGAUUGACAUCACCAAGCUUAACGUGCAUGACGCUGCACACGGAGCUUUGGCUGUGGACGUUCAAGUGUCCGCGGGCAUUGAUUCUCCCGUUGCCCUUACAAUUCCAGCACUCGAAUUCGCAGUGUUUGUACCAAACUGCUCACCCGGUGAUCCUUAUAUCCUGGUUGCCGAUGCCAAAACAGCCGAGGUUCAAGUGCGCCCAGACGCACCGACCAUUAUCAGCGCUCAAGGCCUUAUCAAUCAACUGCCUGACGAAUUAACCACCACCUGUCCGGGAGGCAAUGGCUCACCAUUGGACUUUUUGGUUUCGAAUUAUGUCCAGGGUAUUCAGUCCACCAUUUAUGUCCGUGGUGCAGACUCACCAUCGACUGAAACCCCAGCGUGGAUUGCCGAUCUGCUACGCAGUGUUACUGUGCCACUGCCAUUUGCAGGAAGUCCUCUGGAUGACCUCAUGAAGAACUUUACCAUGACAGACACGCAUUUCUCCCUUCCUAAUCCAUUUGCGGAACCAGGAUCUCCGGACUCCCAGCCUACAGUAUCUGCCCUGGUGAAGGUGCUUAUUAGCUUGCCGGAUCAGAUGAACGUUCAAGUCGAGGUCCCAAGCGUUCGAGCUCUUACGAACGUGUACUAUACUGGGAAGGAACUAGGUGUCUUGAACAUCGACAAAUGGCAAGACGCCAACUCGACGAGGGUGGAGCUUGAGGAUGGCUCCUCGGCGCUGCUUGUGGAGUUCCCCAUCAAGGAUGCCCCAUUACAAGUAACGGACAGCGAUGUUCUGGCGCAGGUUGUCCAAGAGAUGCUUUUCGGCGACAAGGGAGUCAUCUUGCAUGUUGCUGCCACCGUAGAUGCGAAGGUCGAGACGGGGCUGGGUCGCUUCGCCGUGCACGGGAUUCCGGGAGAAGGGAACGUGCCCGUCAACAUUCCGACUGGAAACUCGAUUGGCAACCUCAAUCCCACCAUCGUAUCUAUGCAGUUGGGCGACACUACUGAAACUUCUUUGGACGUAUCUGUUCUAAUGAACUUUACAAACCCAACCAACUACUCUGCGACUAUUCCCUUCUUUGAUGUUGAGUUGCUAUUCAACGCGACGGCUAUCGGCCAUGUUUUCGCCCGCAAUUUAUCAGUAGUCCCUGGGAACAACACCAACGUCUCGAUUCAGAUGUCUUGGGAUCCAUUUAGCAACGGAGGUCAGGCUGGAGUAGAAGCUGGGCGGAAGUUUGUUUCAUCGUAUAUCUCAGGAACUAACACAACUGUGACGAUUAAGACGCAUGAAGGGACGUUCCCUACACUUCCGGACCUUGGCAAAGCUCUUUCAGUCUUGUCAUUCAAUGUUCCUGUCCCACAUGUGUCAAUACCUCGAGCACCAGGGGAUGACGACGAAGAUGAUAAACCUCCCCAUUUCAUACAAGACGCAACACUCCACCUUUGGUCCUCUACAGUUGAGUUCACCGUAUUCUCCCCCACAGCCGAGACCAGCAUCACCGUCACCUCAAUAGACGCGACGUCAUAUCAUGAAGACGAACCAUUGGGCCACAUCAACUACUAUAAACCGUUCGAUAUUCCUCCCGGUAUUUCCCAUUCGCCUCGGUUACCUGUUGAACUAGUCCUAGGCGGGGUAGGUUAUGACACCUUGCGUAAGGCUCUGGGGCAAGAGUUGGUGUUGGAUGCCGUUGCUAAGGUUGGGGUGCGGGUUAAGAAUUAUACUGAUAUCGUUCUUUAUCAUGGGAAUGGGAUUGUGGCGAAGGUAAGGAUUUGA